UGCGUGAACUGCAUUGCACUUCACUCGAAGUGUAUCAGUUCAACUGCUGCUCCUGCUCCCUCUCUCUCUGGGCAGCCAUGGCCAUGGGGAAGCACCUCCUGCUCCUCCUAGCCUACUUGGUCGUCGCUGAUACCUUCCUCGCCGCCCUCGCCUGCCCCUACUGCCCCUACCCGGCGCCAAAACCGCCCACCUCUCCGGUGGUGAAGCCGCCCCACCACCCCAAACCGCCCUUCAUCCCCAAACCUCCCUACUUCCCCAAGCCCCCCAUCGUCCACCCUCCCAUACUUCCCAAGCCGCCGCACUUCCCCAAGCCUCCCAUCGUCCACCCUCCCAUACUUCCCAAGCCGCCGCACUUCCCCAAGCCUCCCAUCGUCCACCCUCCCAUAUUUCCCAAGCCGCCCCACUUCCCCAAGCCUCCCAUAUUAUUUCCCAAGCCGCCCCACUUCCCCAAGCCUCCCAUAUUUCCCAAGCCUCCCGUCGUCCACCCUCCCUACGGACCCAAACCUCCGGCCCUUUGCCCUCCUCCCAUGCCUACGCCUAAGCCUCCCCCGAAGCCGAAGCCCCCCGUCGUGUACCCGCCGCCCAUCCCGAAGCCACCCGUCGUGCCACCAUCCCCGCCUUACGUGCCCAAGCCUCCGGUGGUGAUACCGCCCCCGAUUCCGAAACCUCCCAUCGUGUACCCGCCGCCCACCCCGAAGCCACCCGUCGUGCCACCAUCCCCGCCUUACGUGCCCAAGCCUCCGGUGGUGAUACCGCCCCCGAUUCCGAAACCUCCCAUCGUGUACCCGCCACCCACCCCGAAGCCACCCGUCGUGCCACCAUCCCCGCCUUACGUGCCCAAGCCUCCGGUGGUGAUACCGCCCCCGAUUCCUAAACCUCCCAUCGUGUACCCGCCGCCCACCCCGAAGCCACCCGUCGUGCCACCAUCCCCGCCUUACGUGCCCAAACCACCGGUCGUCCUCCCCCCGCCGCCGUCCCCUCCCCCGCCCGUCGAGAAGCCGUGCCCUCCGCCGCCGCCGCCGCCCGUGCCGUGCCCGCCUCCGCCGCCGGCGCCGCAGACGUGCCCGAUCGACACGUUGAAGCUCGGGGCGUGUGUGGACGUGCUGGGCGGGCUGGUGCACAUCGGGAUCGGGAGCAGCGCCAAGGACACGUGCUGCCCCGUGCUGCAGGGGCUGCUCGACCUGGACGCGGCGCUGUGCCUCUGCACCACCAUCAAGGCCAAGCUCCUCAACAUCAGCAUCGUCAUCCCCAUCGCCCUCCAAGUGCUCGUCGACUGCGGCAAAACGCCUCCUGCUGGAUUCCAAUGCCCCGCCUAACCAAAAAGGCGAACGCUUCCAAGCGUAUACACGUACCCCUCGAACUAAGCAUCGACUGCUUCGAAGGACAAUAACCCACAAGAGAGCUUCGCGAGAAGAAGAAGCAGCGUAGCUCGUUUUUGUGUCUGAUGUUUUAUUUUUUUUCGUUUGUUUUUUGGGUUUAUGUCCAUCGUAUAUCGAAUCGAUAUACGGUGGGAGAAACUGUGGACUACAUCUCGUAUUCGUAGAGCUGUACCGUACUUGCUUUUCCCCGUCAAAGAUUCUCGCUCACACGUGUACCGACACCAACCUCAUCAAAUCUCUUCCUUUGAUAA
Syzygium oleosum is the source of this 1630-nucleotide messenger RNA. RefSeq names its product 36.4 kDa proline-rich protein-like. The coding region runs from base 78 to 1316 and encodes 412 amino acids. The transcript has a single exon. NCBI's taxonomy places the organism in Eukaryota, Viridiplantae, Streptophyta, Magnoliopsida, Myrtales, Myrtaceae. The record is from RefSeq and is a predicted model, not a curated record.